CUGCCGGCGCCGCGAGGGGCGGCCGGCGGGGAGGGGCGCGGGGCCGCCCCCGCUGAGUGACGGCCGCGCCGGGGCCGCGGGGCCGCAGCGGCGGAGCGGAGCGGAGCGGAGCGGGGCGCGGGCAGGACGCGCCGCCCGGGCACGGGAUCCUGUUUCAGUGUAAAAGUAAGGUUCACCAGACUCCUCUAAGAUGUCUUACAGAAAGGAGCUAGAAAAAUACCGAGACCUCGAUGAAGACAAGAUCCUUGGAGCUCUGACAGAGGAGGAGCUCAGGAAGUUAGAAAAUGAACUUGAAGAGCUGGAUCCUGAUAACGCACUGCUGCCGGCAGGGCUCCGACAGAGGGACCAGACGCAAAAGCCACCAACUGGCCCGUUCAAAAGGGAGGAACUCAUGGCCCACCUGGAAAAGCAGGCAAAAGAUAUUAAAGACAGAGAAGACCUGGUUCCUUUCACAGGAGAAAAGAGAGGAAAAGCUUGGAUCCCCAAGCAGAAGCCAAUGGAUCCUGUUUUGGAAAGUGUGACUUUGGAGCCAGAACUGGAGGAAGCCCUUGCUAAUGCCUCUGAUGCAGAGCUCUGUGACAUUGCUGCCAUCCUUGGCAUGCACACCUUGAUGAGUAACCAGCAGUACUAUGAGGCACUGGGGAGCAGCACAAUAGUGAACAAAGAAGGGCUCAACAGUGUGAUUAAGCCCACACAGUACAAACCAGUUCCAGAUGAAGAACCAAACUCAACAGAUGUGGAAGAGACUCUGAAACGAAUACAAAACAACGACCCUGACCUUGAGGAAGUCAACCUUAAUAAUAUUAGGAAUAUUCCCAUCCCAACUUUAAAAGCCUGUGCUGAAGCACUGAAGAACAACACCUAUGUAAAGAAGUUCAGUAUAGUUGGAACAAGGAGCAAUGAUCCGGUUGCUUUUGCACUGGCAGAAAUGCUGAAGGCGAAUAACACGUUGAAGACCCUGAAUGUUGAGUCAAACUUCAUUUCUGGGUCAGGGAUCUUGGCUGUUGUUGAAGCACUCCAGUAUAACACAUCACUCAUAGAGCUUCGAAUCGACAACCAGAGCCAGCCUCUGGGCAAUAAAGUAGAAAUGGAAAUCGCAAACAUGCUGGAAAAAAACACCUCCCUGCUGAAGUUCGGUUACCAUUUCACUCAGCAAGGUCCCCGGCUGCGUGCGUCUAAUGCCAUGAUGAACAACAAUGACCUAGCUCGCAUUCAUCGGUGUGAUGGUGUCUGGCAAUAGCUUCUCAGCUCUACACCUGGACAAUUGAGGAAGAGAAGACUUGCAGAGUUGAAUGGGCCUAUUUUUCCCAAGUGCAGAACUGGAGUGUAGCUCCUGGCUACAAAGGUCGUUCCUGGUGAUCUGUGCUGUACUGUGGAAAUCUAAAGGCAACAAGUGCCUUGACAGAGUAUUUGUGGUGACUCGGUUCUGUGUUAUGCACUAACAGUUUAAAUUAACUAGCGGCUGUAGUUGAAGAUUUUAUCCAGUAGGACUAUUGGUGUUUUCUGUAGAGCUGGAAACUAUUCAAGCCAGUAACAAUUUGCCAAUUUUAAGCAAUCUUGGUUUAGAGUACAUCCCAGUGUAAAAGUGACUAUUAAUCAACCUAAGACCUAAUUUUUCUAUAAAUUUCCUGCACGGUGUUUCAUAUAGUUAGGAUGUGGUAUGCAUGAGUGAAAAAUACUACUGUUCCACACAAAUUAUAGAAGUAUUAAAAAAAUACUUUAUUUUUUUUUCAAAUUGAUCUCAAGUAACUAUAGAGAAGCAACUAGUUUAACAAGCACUUCUGCUAUCCUGAAAUAUGGUUAAUGUAAGGAAUUUUUACCAGCUUUUGCUGAGUCAGUUAGUUGGAGAUGCUGUUUCAAAUGCAUCCCUGUUUCUUAAAAAAAGAUUUUUUUUCUCCACACAGAUUAAAAGGAACAUAAGGCCACCAAUUACAAAAUAAUGGAUUCUCAAAAACUGAGCACUGUAGGAUGGAUUGUUUAAUAUCCUCCUGUCCUAUGCAUGUCUGAGUAAAGCUUCCUCCAUUAGAGAUUUGAUAUGAAUCCUAACUCCACAGAGAUGGCCUAACUAAUCAGCAGACCAGGGUCCUCUGUUCCAACCCCCGCUCCCUUCAAGUUUGUAAUGUUAAAAGCAUGUCCAGAGCCUUACCGGACAUACGUUAAAUCCUUACUCUUCGCUGUUCUGCCUAAUGACCCUGUCCAUUAAUUAAACUAUUCUGCUAGGAAUUGUUUCUCCCGCGACCAUCCCUCACAUCUGCAUAAAGGCAGCACUGAACAGCGUGCCAUAGCAAAGGUGUUACUUGAAAUAUUCUGACUCUGAACUCCUGCUGCACACGCACAGUUUUCUGUCAGAAAGUCUACGACCCUUAAUCUAGCCUGGGAGGAAUUCCCCAUAGGCUUACGUAGCUCCCAGACUUUGAGUGGAUGGGACCCAAGACUAUCCCAUCCAAAACUCCUGCUGUUGACUUGGAUGGGAUCAUGUUUGAUAGGAAGAGUCUCCCUGACAGAAGUGCUGUCAUACCAAAGCCUUAUUCUUUCUUUGAUGACAAUAUGUCCUAGCAAAUGUUCUCACUUACUAGAAAUCUGUCUGCACGCAUCUGUUAAGAGUAUUUAGCAGCCUUUACGCAUAUUCCAGCAAAAGUCCCACAGAUUUCAACAGAGUUUGUGCACAAAUGCCACAGAGGAUUUAGCUCUGACCAAUGACAUUGUACUGUCAACAAUGUGGGAAACAUAUUUGUUACUCUUCAAAUCUUAAUAAAUGUGUCAGCAGCGUCAAAUAAACUGUUUCACUACA
Molecule: messenger RNA, 2791 nt
Organism: Dromaius novaehollandiae (emu)
Lineage: Eukaryota; Metazoa; Chordata; Aves; Casuariiformes; Dromaiidae
Gene: TMOD1
Product: tropomodulin 1
Exons: 11
Coding region: 191-1240 (349 amino acids)
Biological process (GO): pointed-end actin filament capping; myofibril assembly; actin filament organization
Cellular component (GO): striated muscle thin filament; myofibril; cytoskeleton
Molecular function (GO): tropomyosin binding
Source: RefSeq, a predicted model, not a curated record